ACUAUAAGGCGUGCUUUAGAAGGGGGUUAGGAUUGAGGUGACUGAUGAUAGUAUUUGGUCGGUCGAGGAAAACUUUUUCAAAGCUUUGAACGUUAGCUAAAAAAGCUUCCAUUUUUAUCGUUAAGUGCAUUUUAGGACACAGAGGGCCCAGCUUAAUAAUAUACUCUGAAAUAUCUGUUUUUAUUCUUGCCGUUACAUACACAUUACCUAAUGAAUAUUUUAGCUAAAGAUCAAACCUUUUUAUAAUAAAAAUUCUAAUGAGUUGAUUUUAGGAAUUGUUGAUCUCUGUAUUUCAGAAAACUUGUUUGUGAACACAGUUUACACUAAUCACGUAUUCACGUGUAUAUAUAACCAAAAAUACACACAUACAUAAUCUAACCGUCACUUACCACGUGUCGUAGUCAAACAGCAUGCUCAUCAUGUAUAUUUUGAUGCAAGUCACAUUACAUCACCACCUCUUCCUCACCGCUAUUGCAUCAACAACAACACACAUAUUCUCACAAGAACAUAUAGAGCAAUUUAGUCUUUAUUUUUUCUUCAACGCCAUGAGAACGAGUAACAAUCUUAUAGGUCUCGUGAACUUCAUCACCUUCCUCCUCUCCAUCCCCAUCCUCGGCGGUGGAAUAUGGCUUAGCAACCGAGCUAACUCCACUGACUGCAUGAGAUUCCUCCAGUGGCCACUCAUCAUCAUAGGAAUCUCCAUCAUGGUUGUCUCCUUAGCCGGUUUCGCCGGAGCUUGUUACGGUAACAAGUUCCUCAUGUGGCUUUACCUCUUCGUCAUGUUCUUUGUUAUAGCUGCUCUCAUCGGUUUCAUCAUCUUUGCUUACGCCGUCACUGAUAAAGGCUCAGGCCGGUUUGUGAUGAACCGGAGGUAUCUUGAUUAUUAUCUCGGUGAUUAUUCGGGUUGGUUAAAGGAUAGGGUCACGGAUGAUGGAUACUGGGGGCAGAUACGGUCGUGUGUUAGAGAUUCUGGGGUUUGUAGGAAGAUAGGAAGACGUUUAAACGGUGUUCCUGAAACUCCACUCAUGUUUAACUUCAGAAGGCUUAGUCCUAUUGAGUCCGGAUGUUGCAAGCCGCCAACAGAAUGUGGAUACACGUACGUGAACGAGACGGUUUGGAUUCCAGGAGGAGAUAUGAUUGUACCAAACCCGGACUGUAUGUUGUGGAACAAUGACCAGAGACUACUAUGUUACCAGUGUAGCUCUUGCAAAGCUGGUGUUCUUGGUAGCUUAAAACAGAGUUGGAGGAAAGUAUCAGUGAUCAACAUUGUGGUUUUGAUCAUUCUUGUUAUCUUCUACGUGAUCGCUUAUGCGGCUUACCGUAAUGUUAAGAGAAUGGAUAAUGACGAACCGGCCGGUGAGGCUAGGAUGACCAAAUCUCAUCCUAGUCAUUUUGAGAUUUGAUGGCUCGAUCACUGAUACUAAAUGCAACUCACUUAAACCAUUAAUACUCUACCAUGGGUUAUGUUGUUGUAAUUAUAUAACUUUGAGUUUUUGUUUUAAAUACUCUUUUUUAUAUAUGUAAGAAUAUGAUGAUGAUUAUGAUUACUACUUGGUUCUUUUGUAGCUUAUGUGAGUUGUAAUUACUAUCUCUAUACUAUUACAGCU
Brassica rapa (field mustard) is the source of this 1607-nucleotide messenger RNA. RefSeq names its product tetraspanin-3. Gene Ontology annotation, cellular component: membrane. Gene Ontology annotation, biological process: auxin-activated signaling pathway. NCBI's taxonomy places the organism in Eukaryota, Viridiplantae, Streptophyta, Magnoliopsida, Brassicales, Brassicaceae. The record is from RefSeq and is a predicted model, not a curated record.